This is a messenger RNA of Cydia splendana, 6288 nucleotides long. RefSeq lists its product as uncharacterized. The record is from RefSeq and is a predicted model, not a curated record. The coding region runs from base 603 to 1985 and encodes 460 amino acids. Lineage: Eukaryota; Metazoa; Arthropoda; Insecta; Lepidoptera; Tortricidae. The transcript has a single exon.
UUUUUUUUGAAGACGGCCACCUCCAAGUUCGACGUUCUGCGACGUAGUGCAGGGAAGUGACCCCUAUCAAGGACUCGUUUCACCACUGUUAAUUGCCAGCUCAGAAAAGAUCCACGACCUUGUCUUUCCUUUAGUUUUUUUAUUUUUUUAAAAUUAUAUUUCGUAAAAUUUACUCUGGUUAGUUUUCUUUCGUCUCAUUUUGCAAUCUACCUACUUCAUGCGACGCUAAACGUCACAUUGGCGCCCAUACUGGUUAUUUCUGAGCUGUGCAUUAUUGAAGCAAGUCCUUGGCCUUUUUCUCCUCUUGGUUUUCAUUGGUGUUGGUGGCUUUCUAAUAUUAGCACUUGUAAUUCAUCUAGUUUUUAAGUCUGAUUUGAGCAGUUGUUUGGUACGUGGUUGUCAGUUUCUCACUUCAUAUAGUUAUAGCAAAAUUCUUGUUUAAAAAAAAAAAAAAAAAAAAAAACACUACACUUCACUUAUUCCGAUUUAAAAUAAUUUUAAAAUUCUAUCGUAUCUCACAUUCCACUUACUUAGCAACUAAACCUAACUGCUUUUUAAUCAAUUGUAAUCAAAACACACACUUUUUACGUUAAGAUUUAAACAUGUCGUACCCAAUUAAAUAUUUGUCACUACAAAAAGCUGAGCUUGAAUAUGAGGUGAUCCUUAGAGGUGGUUCAACUGGUUCGGUGCAGGACCUCCGAAGCCAGAUAGUAAAAUUGGCCAUACCUCCUGAGGACAUUUUGGAAUCACAUUUAGAGCCUGCGGUUGACCUUGAUGCUGUUAAAGACAGUCUAACAAAAUCCCAAACGAUGCUAGCAUCCCUCAAAUCUAAAUUUGAUAAGACCCUGUUCUUGCGUACCGAAAAUCUACUACACCACAUAUAUCACAGAUUAAGGCGUAUCUCAAACGUUAGUGCCACGUUAGUUGACCAGCACAAAAAUUAUUGCACUACCUUUAACAACCAAUACAAAGAAAUUACGACGUUGAGGCCGGCAUCAACCUCAAAUGCAAAUGCAGUCUCAGUUUUGGAACCUGAAGCUACGGCGGUACUCCACUGUGAUCGUAACCUGACUUCUGACUUGGCAAAACUAAAGUACUCUGGAAAAGCCUGCGUUUUUUCUUUCAUUCAAAGAGUUGAAGAAUUCGUAGAGGUUAGGAAUAUAUCAAAGGAUCGUGUAUUGAAGUUUGCCUACGAGAUUUUCACUGAUGACGCAUUACAUUGGUUCCGUUGCAAUAAAGAAAGUUUUCAAAGCUGGGACGAUGUCGUCGUCCUAUUAAAAAAAGACUUUAGUCCAAAGAAUUACGACUAUCGCCUGACUAAUGAAAUAAAAUAUCGUACGCAAGGGGAACAAGAAAACAUUUCUAUUUACUUGUCUAUUAUGCAUGGCAUGUUUUCGCGAUUGGUUAAACCGUUGUCUGAGGAAGAAAAACUCGAAAUUAUCUUACAUAACAUCCGGCCAUGUUAUGCCAGCACCCUAGCCGCUUCACCUGAGAUCAAGGACCUAAAGACAUUAAAAACCCUUUGCACAAACUAUGAGGACAUUCAGUCACGCUUAUCCUUGUUUCAUGAACCGCCUAGGGUGACUUCUGAGACUCUAGCCCCAGAAUUUGCCUACACUAAAUAUCAUAAAAAUAAUAUCUACUACACAAAUAAAAACUACCAAAAUACAAAUUCAAAUGAAAAACAGAAAAACUACUAUAAUCAAAACAAAUAUCCUAACUACUCGAGCUCUUACAACUACAACAAAUCUAAAACUACAGAGGAAAAGCCUACUACUACUAAUGCUGUACAAGCGACAGCAAACAGUACAAAAAAUGUCAACACUGCUAGUAACUCGCGUAAGUACUGUCCUAGGUGUCGCACUGAUACACACUCUUUGAAAGAAUGCAAACAGCCACACUUCCCUAUCUGUUUUAAAUGUGGUAAUAAAGGUGUACGCUAUCCUGAUUGUAAAUCCUGUAAUCCUAAAGAUGCAAAAAACUAAAUUCAGUGGAUUGUAGUGUACAUAAUCUUUCUAAAAAAUCUAGUGAAAACUUUAGUGAUUCAGAGUGGAAAUCUUGGCUCAACUUCAUAUCUAAAUUUUUCACUUGCUAUUCAGUCACUGCAAUCCACGAUUCAGAUAAUAUACAUAACAGACCGUAUGUCUCAGUUCAGAUUAAUGGUAAAACUAUCCAUGGUUUGUUAGAUACGGGUAGUGGUUAUACAAUUCUAGGUAAUAACUAUCAUAAAGUUUUCUUGGAUGCGGGUUUCAAGCUCAACAGUACGGAUACGAUAAAUUUAUUCGCAGCUGGCAGGCAUAGACUAAACAAUAUUGGUAUGAUCAAUCUGCCUGUCUCGUUCUUAGAUCAAACCCACAUCUUGAAGGCCUACGUCGUACCAGAAGUCGAAAACUCCUUGAUAUUAGGCAUGGACUUCUGGAGAAUUUUCGAAUUGUUUCCUAAAAAACUAGAUUCCGUAAUUUUACCUAGGGAUGUUGAUAAAUUAGCCUCUCUAUCACUAGACCCUCAACCUACACACUUAUGUGACUAUGAUCAUCUUUCGCCUGAGCAAAAAGUUACGGCUGAUCAUAUCACUGCGCAGUUUCGUAACAUUUCAUAUGAAGAACGUGGUCUAGGCCGCACUUCUCUAAUUGCUCACAAUAUAGAUACCGGUAAUGCUGUUCCUGUUCGACAAAGAUACUACAGAAUGUCUCCUGAAAAACAAAGAAUACUAAACACUCAGCUUGAUGAAAUGUUGCGUGAAAACGUGGUAGAACCUUGCGAGAGCCCUUGGUCGUCCCCUGUUCUGUUGACACCUAAAAAAAAUGGCGAAAUGAGAUUCUGCUUAGAUAGCCGUAAAUUGAAUGCAGUUACCAUCAAGGAUGCUUACAGUAUUCCAUACAUUUCUGAGAUACUCGACAAUCUGCGUGACGCUAAAUAUCUCUCUAGUUUAGACUUGUCAAAGAGUUUUUGGCAAAUUCCUAUUAAGGAAGAAGACCGGUGUAAAACGGCGUUUUAUAUUCCUUCGCGUGGUACCUUUCAGUUUGUUUCUAUGCCCUUUGGCUUAACCAAUGCUCCAGCGACGCAACAACGACUGGUUGAUAUGUUGUUCUAUGGGCCUGAUUUUGAGCAUAAAGUCUUUGUCUACAUCGACGACAUUAUCAUUGUCUCAUCGACCUUUGAAGAACAUAUCUCCCUAUUAGUUAGAGUUCUAGAGAAACUUAAAAUGGCAAACUUAACCAUUGGUUACCAAAAGUGUCAAUUCUUCAGAAAUAGACUGAGUUAUUUAGGAUAUGUAGUAGAUGGAAAUGGACUACAACCGAACCCAGAAAAGAUUGAGGCAAUCAUUAACUAUCCAACUCCUACUAAUCGCAAGGAAGUUCGUCGGUUUAUUGGAACGGCAUCAUGGUAUCGCCGUUUUAUUCCAAAUUUCAGUUCUAUAGCUGCACCUCUAAAUAAACUUACUUCACAAGCUAAAAACUCACCCCCUUUUAACUGGUCUACCGAUGCUGAAGUCGCCUUCCGUACGCUAAAGGAAGCCUUAGUAUCUUCUCCUAUAUUGUCGUGCCCGGAUUAUACGCAGCCGUUCCAAGUGCAUACAGAUGCGAGCGAUUACGGCGUGGGUGCGGUCCUGACACAGGUCAUAGACAAUCAAGAGAAGGUUAUAGCGUACAUGAGUAAGUCUCUCUCUAACCAAGAGCGUAACUACAGCGCAACAGAACGAGAGGCACUUGCAGUACUUACAGCGAUUGAACACUGGAGGUGCUACUUGGAGAACGGCAAAAAGUUCGUCGUGUAUACCGAUCACUCGUCACUUAAGUGGUUUCUAAAUCUAAAUAAUCCCACGGGUCGUUUAGCCCGUUGGGGAGUUCGUAUGUCCUCAUUCAACUUUGAGAUCAAGCAUCGUCGUGGCUCAGAAAAUGUAGUACCAGACAGUCUCUCCCGUUCUGUUGCUAUUGCCGAGAUUGAUGAGAUCCCAACUAGUCCUGACAUGUUUUAUUCUACAAGCGACUCGUGGUAUCUAAAUAUUUACAACGGUUGCCAAAACACUCCUACUUCAUUUUUAAAUUACAAAGUAACUAACGGCAGACUAUUUAGGUUUAAAAAAAGUCUAAAUCCUUUAACUCGAGAGUUCGAGUGGAAAGAAGUCAUUCCCCUCGAAUUUAGACUCGACAUUAUUAGUAAAAAUCAUUCAGAACCUACCGCUGGCCACUUUGGCAUAUAUAAAACACAUAAACGGCUUUCUUUAAACUACUUCUGGCAGGACAUGCAUCGCGAUGUAGUUAAAUUUGUUUCUAAUUGUGAUAUUUGCUGUGCUCACAAGCAUGCUACUCAUGCUACUCUAGGCAUUAUGGGCCGUCCUAAAGACUGCUCACGCCCUUUUCAAAUGUUAAGCAUGGAUCUCAUAGGUCCCCUACCCCCAUCGAGAAAACAGAACACUUUUAUAUUUGUUGUGACAUGCUGUUUCUCGAAGUACUGUUUAUUAUUUCCCAUUCUUCGCGCAACCUCCGAGAUAAUAGCUAAGUUAAUCGAGGAAAAAGUUUUCCUAGUUCACGGCGUGCCUAGUACUGUUCUUAUGGACAAUGGAAAGCAGUUCACAAGUAACGUGUUAAAGAAAUUGUUUAAUGACUACAAUGUCCCUAACGUAAGAUUUACGCCUAAAUAUACUCCGCAAGUGAACACAGUAGAACGAUACAACAAAGUGAUUAUUACAGCAGUAUCAUCCUACAUUGAAAACGACCAUAGGUUCUGGGACUGCAAUCUACCUAAAAUUCAAUUCGCUAUGAACACAUCCAGUAAUGAGGUAACAAAAUACACCCCCGCGUUUCUCGUUCAUGGACGGGAAUUGGUCACUAGCGGUUUACACUAUAUUGACCCAGAACUAGAUGACGACAUAAUAUUUACUCCUAGAGAUGAAUAUGCAGAGAAUCUAGGUCAUUUGCGGAAUUUUUUUGAUAAGGUUCAAUCUUCUCUAGUGCAAGCCCAUACUAGGAAUAGCGAACACUAUAACCUACGCCGUAAAGAUCAUGAUUUUAAAGUUGGCGAUACUAUUUGGAAAAAAACGUUCUACCUUAGCGACAAAAACAACAUGUUUGCGAAGAAACUUGCACCGAAGUAUUGUCCAUGUAAGAUCGUUGCUAAAAAGUCUAAUUUAGUAUACGAACUAGAAGACAUGCAAGGGAGGAAUAUAGGUAACUGGCAUGUUAAAGAUUUUAAGAUCACCAACUACAAAGUUUAAUAUGAUUAAGUAGUCCCCUAUGUACGAUUUCUACAUUAACUGUCUAAAUUUAUUCACUAGCCUCAUGAAACUGACGUAUAAGCGCUGGCACAUACUCUAAAUACACCAACUGUUAGAUUAGAUUAUUUAUACUUUGUAAACCUCUACCGGUUUGUGAAUUUCAGGCCUAUCAGUAGGCUAUCAGGUCUUCUAAACAGCCUGUAGUAUGAUCUAGACCACUGAGGUUAGUGAUUAAUAUAUUUAAGAACCAUUAAUAAAUACAUGAGAGUAUUUAUACAAUCGUAAGUAUAAUACUCAAUCUGCUAGGACGCAAAAACAUAUAUAGAAAUGUUUAUUGCUUAUUUGGCUGUGUGAUGCAUGUAUGAAGAGGAGGUGUAUGUUGAGAUUGAAGCCUGAAUGAUGACUAGUGUAUCUAUUGAGUAGACAACAGAAAUAGCGGGUUUUCCUAGCAAAAACCCUAACCUAAAAAGAGGGGUAUGUAACGGUUUACCGUUAUUUCCAAUUAAAAUUCUACAAAAUAAGAAAUAAACUUAAACCUAAAUAUAACUAUAAACUACUAUAAUACAUAUUUCAUACUUAUUAUCUAAAAAAAUAUACACAAAAACCUUGAAAACUAAUAUAUACAAAAUAAAUCUACGAACAAACAGAAUUGACGACUGCAUUUGCUAUUAGGUAAAACUAGAUGCGAAUACAAAGGACUACGUCACCCGGCUCGCGAUAAGCGAUGUGAACCGGCCAGCUAAUGAGACACAUACGCGUCCGAGACAUUGCUACCACGGCUUUGACAGCGAGAGGUCAAAUCGACUAAAUUCAAAGAUACAAUUUUACAGUCAUGAUGUGACAAAUUUUUAAUAUGGUGUAAAAUUUAUUCUAAUAUUAAAUGUGUUAAGUUCCAGUAUUUCCCCAAAUAGGGUGAGUGUUUUGAAUAUUUUGUAGUUUUAAGAGAUAGGUAACUUUCAUAGUAGUAAAUUAAGGAAUCAUUUUCUUCUUGCCAUCACAUUUUCAUUUAGUUCUUUCUGGGUACAUUUGGCUAUCACUAUCUGCUUAUUAACUGUAAUUUUCCUAUAAAA